AUGACACGUAUUCAUUCCUUUGCCGUAAUCAGUAUAACUCUCUGUUACUUAACUAGUGUAUGUUUAAGUGAUGCACCUAAUUUUGUUUCAGCACGUGGUAUUACUGUACGUUCUACUUCUAAAAUUAAUAAUGAGCUUUACGAAUUAACUAUAUCUACAACUGCUGUAAAAGGUAAUCAAAAAAUUCGUAUUCUUCUUCCACGUGAUUAUACUAGUAGCGGCAAGGAUCGUCGAUAUCCCGUUCUCUAUUUAUUUCAUGGUAGUGCUGGUAAUGCUGCCGAUUGGACAACAGGUGGUAAAGCACAACAAAUUCUUGGUCAGUCUCCUUUAAUCACAGUAAUGCCUGAUGGUGGUUCAUUUGGAUGGUAUACCAAUUGGUUAAAUCCUGGUAAUUCUGCUCCACAAAAUUGGCGAACUUUUCAUAUGGAACAAUUAUUACCUUGGAUCGAUCAAAAUCUUCGUACUGUAACAGAGAAAAAAGGUCGAGCUAUAAUGGGUUUAUCAAUGGGUGGAUUUGGUGCAAUACGUUAUGCUGAAUUAUAUCCUGAUCGAUUUGCUUUUGCAGGAAGUUUUUCUGGUGCACUUGAUUUACUUGAUUUACGAAUUCAAGCUGGAAUUCUUGGUUCAGUAACAAUCGAUGGUAAACCUCUUGACGGACCAUUUGGUGCUGCACUCUUACCAUGGACUAAAGCAGGAUGGACUGCUCAAAAUCCAGUUACACAUGCAGCAUCAUUAAAAGGUGUUACUUUAGCACUUUACACUGGUAAUCAAGGAAUUAUGGAAGGAACUAUACGUGAUACUAAUUAUCGUAUGCGUGAUGCACUUAAAUCAUUAAAUAUUCCAGUAUAUUUUAAUGAUUAUGGAAAUGGUGCAUCAAUUGGAAAUAACUGUAAAGGUAAACAUGAUUUUCCAUGUUGGGAUGCAGCAUUAACAAAUGUAUUACCUCGUAUGAUGGCUGUUUUACAACAGAAAUAUUAA
This is a messenger RNA of Adineta steineri, 978 nucleotides long. The record is from the annotation of a GenBank genome assembly. Lineage: Eukaryota; Metazoa; Rotifera; Eurotatoria; Adinetida; Adinetidae.